Lymnaea stagnalis (great pond snail) is the source of this 3471-nucleotide messenger RNA. Lineage: Eukaryota; Metazoa; Mollusca; Gastropoda; Lymnaeidae. The record is from the annotation of a GenBank genome assembly.
AAUCUGCUAGAUCUCUGCUAUGAGUCAAGAGAGGUAUCUUAAUAAUCAAAUCCUUGUUUUUGUUUCGUAAAAUCAGUUUUUUAACAUAACUUAGAGCAGUGGUUCUCAACCUUUCAAAUGCCACGACCCUUUAACACAGUGCCUCAUGUUGUGGCGACCCCUAACCACAAAAUAUUUAUCGUUAGCUGCUUCAUAACUUUUGGGUAUAUGUGUUUUCCGAUGGUCUUAGGCGACCUCUCUGAAAGGGUGAUUCGACCCCCAGGUUGAGAACCGCUGACUUAGAGCUUCCUUAAUUCAAACGUACAAUAUUACUUAAAUUUCUUCAAAGGCUAUCUCUUGGAAAACUUCUAUAGAAGCAUAUGUUAAACAAUUAAUUUUUAAAGCUACAUCUUCUUCACCUUACAUUUAUUUUCCUCUAAUGCUUGAUGCUUUUUAAAAAAAAAAUUAUGACACAUACUAAUUUUUUCUCAUUAAUACAAAUAAAAAAAAGGCUUAAACAUCCACUGAAGCUAAACAUUUUUUCUCAGGUCUGGAGUGUAUCUGAGCUUAAAACCAGGCAGCCAUUUGCAGAUGAGUUUGAUUUUGUUGGUGUAGUCAUUCGACUGGACAUGGCUGCAAAGUGAGUGUUAAAGGAUAACAAGAUCCCUAUGAGUACCAAAGCAAUUUAUUAUUUCAAAAAAUAAAUCUUGUCUACCUCACAUUAAUAUUUAAAUAUUUGGUUCAUAAUAAAUGGGUGCAUCUUUUUGUUCAUCCUCAGUCUUGUGUUAGCUGCAGACCAGAGCAAGGAUGUACUCACUAUCAAAGUCUCAUCUGUCUCACAGGUACACAAAACAGUUUAUUUGAGUACCUAUUUCAUUGAAACUUGAUAUAACAUGUUAUAUAAAUGUUAGGGUACAGAAGACAAUAUUUAGUCUCUACCAAACCAAAAAUUAAAUGACAAAAUUUUAUAUAUAAAAAUAUUUGUGUAACACAUAAGAAAGAUUAAAAACUAUAAACUCACUAGGUAGAGCCGCCAAACAUUGGCGGCGUGAACUUCCCAUCUAGUAAAGUUACUUGACAAAACAUGAACUCAAGUAACGCACAUUUAAGAAUCCCAAUAUUUGCUACACCCCUUCCCCCAUGAUACAUUUUUUAUUUCACGCCCAUGAACUUUAUUAAUAUUCUCAUGUCCCAACCACUUUUAAACCGAAUAUUUUUUACACAAUACUUAAAUUGAGACGAUUUCAUUUCUGAAAAGAAAAUAUUAUGCACCAAACGCAAUUGCGUUAUUAAAAAUAUAUAUAUAUCAUGUAGCGUAGUUAUCGGGAAUUAUAUUUUGCGCACUAGUGAACUCAUUAUUUAACCACACUCUGGCAUAUCUAUAUAUAGCCUGCGUGGUGGUGUUUGACCUUUGCUGGCGAAUUAUAUAUAUAGAUGUGAUGAGUUUUUAGUUUUUCUUUGUGUAAAAACAUAAAUAUUUUUUUGUAGUUGCAUAUAUUAGAAUGCAAUUAAAAAUUAAUAACUGAAUCUUUUUUUAAAAAUUUGGUUUCUGAGUUCUGUUAGAUUCCCUAAACUGACUGGUUUAGCUUGUGACCAACUCAUCUGUUUUCCAAGAUACUAAUGAUGAUCUCAAUUUAUUAGUUGAAUGAACUUUCUUAUUAGUAAUAAUAAAACCAAAAGAAGCAGCUUAAUGGCAAAGUCACUCCAUUUUAAUAGUGGACAGUUACAAUAGUAAAACUUUUUUUUUUUCUUCUCAACAUCCUAAACACUUUUUUUUUCAUUUAAGGUCAACAACCUCAGAGAAGGUCAAUGUUUUGUGGCCAGCAACCUGAAAUUGAGUAAGUCAUCCCUUCCUAACAGGCAAUCAGCGUUGAUAGCUUAUGCCAGGCCUGAGUUCACAAGCUUCUCCACAUCAGGCAUGUCCAGCAGAUAUUCACAUAUAUUUUCUCUAGUGGAGAAAAUGAGUAAGGUAAUAGAGAUGCUUGAACUUGUAUAAUGUUAUUUUAAUGGGGCUUUGGAUAAGAAUUCAAUGAAUGCCAACACAUUGUACUUAAGUUGAACAUUUUAGCAAAACUAUUUGUUAUUCUAAAAAAGUAUUUGACAGUGGUGUGCUACAAUAAGUGUUGUUAUUCUUAAAUCACAAUUACUAAUGUUGCUUAUACUAUAGAUUCCAGACUUUGUCAAGACCAUGCAGAAGGAAUUAUAUGCGAGCACAGCUUCUUCAUCAGCAUAUGUUAGGACAAGGGAUGAUGGCAAGACUGCAGGAUUUCAAGUGAGUCCAUUUCAUUACUUCCUCAGAUAAUUAUUUGUUCUUAAGUUUUUCUUCUGUUCUCUAUCAAGUCUUGAAAUUUAAAUAAUACUGAUACUGAUACUCAGGGAAUAUAUAAAUGUUUAAAGUAAAACUUGAUGGAUUUUAUUUACUAUUAAAAUUAUGACACUUUUAAGUUUUCCUAACCAUGCAGUAUCUUUUUAAGAUUUGGAAAUGUAAGAAGUCUUACACACUGUCCUUGUAAACUCUUGAACAAAUCAUUGCUACUGUUAAUUCUUUUGAAUCCACAAAGAGCAGAAACUUAUUUCUAUUGUUUCUAUAAAUUACAUUAAUGAUUUGACCCCAUUCUGUCCAAUGAUUUAAUCUAAACAUACAAUUGUAUAUGAGCUCUUUCCUCUCUCUAAAAAUACUCAUAAUCAUCUUAUCAUAAAAAAUAGAAAUUUUAGUCACCUGAUUAUAAAGCUUUAUGUUUACUGUGAAUGUCACAGAAAAUUUGUUCUGACCUUGAACUUUUGAUUUAUCUGUGAUUGAAUUUAUUGAAGUUUCCCUGCUGGUUCAGUUUCUAGAUCUUUUGUUAUCUCUGUCUUUGGUGUAUAGUUAUUAACAGUUAUCUGUUCUUUUAUUUACUCUGGUUUUUAAAAAAACAGCGGAUAUGUGCGCUAGAUAAUUUAUUUUACGUGGAAAUUCAAGGAUUAAUUUUUUUCGUUUGCUGUGCUGUUUAUUUAAUGAAUUAGAGUAAGGUCAGUACCGUAUUGGAGUUGAUUGGAUUUCAGUUUGAGAACAUUUUCUUUGGUUAUUUCUGAAAUUUUGGUUUUUUGACGGUUGUUUUACUGUUUAUUUGGCUAGAUUGUACUCACAAAUCUUUCUUAACACAAAACAUUUACGUUAAACAAUAGACAUUAAAUUUGGUAAAAUUGCCUUCUCUGCAGCUGAACACUGAAGAUUUUCCAGCUGAUGUCAUUGAGAAACUGUUUAGCCCAAUGAGCCAAGCCCCAAACAGAUCAUCAGAGAAUGGGACGAAGGCUAGACUCAACAGAGAGGCUAAAAAUGAUGUGCAUGGUAGGUCAGACCAACUCUCACCGUGUCAAAAUGGAACAGACCUCAUCCAAUCGGAGAUUCUGAAGAAGAAAAAAUUGAUUUUGCAAGAGAAAAUGGCCAAACUUCUAGCCUAUGAUCGCCCUUCACCUCUGACCCCAUUACCUAUUGGAGGAUCACCAGCCAGC